Messenger RNA from Cucurbitaria berberidis CBS 394.84, 678 nucleotides. RefSeq lists its product as uncharacterized. The transcript has 3 exons. Bases 1 to 678 code for a protein of 225 amino acids. The record is from RefSeq and is a predicted model, not a curated record. Lineage: Eukaryota; Fungi; Ascomycota; Dothideomycetes; Pleosporales; Cucurbitariaceae.
AUGCUGUCCACAACUCUCUUAACCAUCGGCGCUCUGGCGGCCGGCGUAGACGCGCACUUCCGUCUCCUCCAACCUACCUGGCGUGGCAGUUCUUUCGUCGAGCCAGCGAGUCAAUGGAUCUACCCUUGCGCAAACGUCAACGAGACAACUGACAACGCCAACCGCACCCUCUGGCCCCCAUCUGGUGGUUCCCUCGUCAUCAACGGCUCACACCCGCACGCCCUAACCGCCGUGAACCUCGCGCUUGGUUCUAACGCCACGAACUUCAACAUCAGCCUCGUUGAGAUAUUCAACCAGACCGGUGUCGGUCUAUUCUGCUUGAAGGAGGCGGGCAAGGCGAAUCUAGAUGCGGGAUUCAAGGCUGCGGGGUACUCAGGGUUGAAUGAUAGCCGUAUUGAGGGACUGCAGGCCACUGUACAAGUCAUCCAGCUAGGUCAUUCGGGCAGUGCGCUUUACAACUGCGCGGACAUUCGCUUCAACAGCACAGCCCAACUCCUCGCAGACGAUAAGUGCCAGAACUCUACAGGCGUCAGCGGCGUUGCCAUUGAGAACGUCGAUACGAACAGCUCGCAGUCAGGCUCUACUACUCCGGCAAAGAGUUCUAGUGCGGCAAGUGCCCUGAGCCCGGCUGUUGGCAGUAGUUUACUCGCUGGGUUGCUGGCUUGGGGACUGCUGUAA